AAAAAAAAAAAUAGAAAAGGAAAGAGAAUCCUCUUCCCUCCAGCCUCUUCCCUCAUUUUGCAGAACCCUAAUUUCAUUCUAUGCUUCUCCUUUCCAAAUCUCUAAGGGUUUAGUGGAGAUUCCUCCCUUCCUUCCCUCUAAUGGGUGCCGUCGCCAUCAAUCGCAAGCGCACGGAGGAUUCCUUGAACUUCAAUCAACCAUCCCCAUCCCAAGCUUCGAACAAGAAACGCAGAUUCUCCUUCGGAAUCAUCUCUCCAGACUCUAACAAGCCGUCUUCGUCCACAGUCUCGAGGAUCUCGAGGUAUCCCGAUGCGAAAGCUCCUCUCCGACGAGAGAUUCACGCCCCCAGCCGAGCCAGCCUCAGAUACGGUUUACCCAAGCCCAAGCCCAAGCCCAAGCCCAACGAUUACUCCUUCGACGACGCCAAGAGGAGAGCUUUCGAUGCGUUGAGCUUCUUUACGAAGGAUGAAGAGGUUAUCGAUUUGGGCGAUGAAGAAGAAGAGCCUAAGAUUGAGAUUGGAAAGGAAGCAGUUUCUGAAGAUUCAAGCGUCGAAGUUGUUGAUUGUGAUAUUGAUGAGAAGGAGGAGAUCGUUGAGCCUCCUUCAAGUUCGAUGCUUGAUUCAUUGUCUUUAGUUAGGCGAGAGGCUACAGAUGCUGCUUCGAGUCUCGAAGCCUAUAAGAAGCUUUUGCAGAGCGCUGAGAGGAGGAACUCAAAGUUGGAAGCUUUGGGGUUUGAGAUUUUGUUCAAUGAGAAGAGGUUGUCGCAGCUUCGUCAGUCUCGUCCUAAGCCUGUGGAGAAGCCUCUCAAGAAGGUGCCUGACGAACCGUUUAUACCUCUCACAAAGGAGGAGAAGGCUGAAGUCUACAACGCAUUUUCUGGGAAAAAUAGAAGGAAAGUCUUGGUUACUCAUGCGAAUUCAAACAUUGAUAUUACUGGUCAAGUUCUACAAUGUCUUACACCAUCUGCAUGGUUAAACGACGAGGUUAUCAAUGUCUAUCUCGAACUUCUCAAAGAAAGAGAAACUAGAGAGCCCAAAAAGUAUUUUAAGUGUCAUUUCUUCAAUACCUUUUUCUACAAAAAGCUGGUUAGCGACUCUGGUUAUAACUAUAAAGCUGUUAGGAGAUGGACUACGCAGAGAAAGUUGGGAUAUGCUCUUAUUGACUGCGACAUGAUAUUUGUUCCCAUCCACAGGAGUGUGCAUUGGACCUUGGCAGUUAUUAACAACAGGGAUCGCAAGUUCUUGUAUCUCGAUUCACUAAAUGGAGUUGAUUCCAAGAUUUUGAAUGCUCUGGCAAAGUAUUUGGGCGAUGAAGCUAAGGAAAAAAGUGGGAAAGACAUUGAUGUUAGUUCGUGGGACAUGGAAUUUGUUGAAGACCUUCCCCAACAACAAAAUGGGUAUGACUGUGGAAUGUUUAUGCUCAAGUACAUCGACUUUUUCAGUAGAGGUCUGGGGAUAUAUUUCAGCCAGGAACAUAUGCCAUACUUCCGGCUAAGAACGGCUAAAGAGAUUCUGAGACUACGUGCUGACUGAAGUUGCUUUGGGCGCUUUUAUGCAUGUCAAAUUUUAGGAGUGCUGUUUUACUCCGUUGUUGAUUUGUUCAAGCUUUUUAAAAUUUUAUACUCCUUUUAGGCAGUGAAAGUGAAGCAUUCAGCUUCAGAAGCAGAGGAAAACACUGAGCCAAGUCACAAAGUUCUUAGUCUUUUUUUUCUCCUUUUGUUGAAAUUGUAGAUGAAGCUGAUAAAAUGAAACCUUAGUUGUUGUAAUGAACUGCUCCAUUUUUUUUACUCUCUAUGCUCAGUCACUGACGUCCA
Messenger RNA from Brassica oleracea var. oleracea, 1813 nucleotides. RefSeq names its product ubiquitin-like-specific protease ESD4. Gene Ontology annotation, cellular component: nucleus. Gene Ontology annotation, molecular function: deSUMOylase activity. The transcript has 9 exons. Bases 141 to 1532 code for a protein of 463 amino acids. The record is from RefSeq and is a predicted model, not a curated record. Lineage: Eukaryota; Viridiplantae; Streptophyta; Magnoliopsida; Brassicales; Brassicaceae. Gene Ontology annotation, biological process: protein desumoylation.